AACAAAAAGGGAUAAAUUUUAACUUUUUGACCUUUUUUCGUGCAUGUUGAUAAUUUUGUGAUAAAGUUAAAUAUGAGAACAGCAAAUUAAUAUCAUUUGCAACUACCGCCGUCGUUCCCGUUGGAAAAGUGAGCUGGAAAAGUGUUAGAAGCAGAAAAAACCGCAGCGCGAAAGAUCCCCAAAAAGACCGGGCUCAAUUUACGGAAAAGGAUUCUUUUGCAACACCACCGGGACCAAGGCACAAUCAACCUCAGAGAGUACAGAAAUCUGCGCCCUAGAACCGGCGUGUCUCGAACGGAAACCCUCGGAAAGUCGCUCUUAAAUGUUGAUCGUGUUGGGCACAGUGCCAGUAAUUUGCUGAAAAAUUCAGUUAUCAACCAGUUUACGUUAACAGCUGAUUGAGUAUCGUGCGGUAUCAAGACGCUGCGUUGAUAAGAUUACAGUCAUUUCGGAUGAUACGCGCUACUAUCCCAUUAUCGGCUCGGCGUAACUCGCGAAAGAGCGAGCGUUGCAGUCACUGGAGAUCGACCAGCUGAAUCGGUGUGAUUGUGAGACGAACCUGCCUCGUACCUGUGCAAAAUGUUAAACGAAGUCUGUGAUAUGCUGGAUGGCUACACGGGGCGGGACAAGAUAAUUCGAACUCUCUGUUACACCACGAAACUCGCGUCCGGCCUUUACGCACAGAAGGACCCAGAAUGGGCGAAAAAGCUUGCCAUCUUCAGUUCGAAAAUGUCCCAAACCCGCGCCACGCUUCGACUCUUCGACGAUCUACCGAUGUUGGCCUACAGUUUAAGUUAUGGCACCGGCAGCAAGGAACCGGAUCGAUGGAUGGGACUGAUUGGAUUCGUAACGAACCUCAUCGAUCACGCAUACUACCCGGUGGAUAAGAUCUGUUGGCUGCUAGAGCACAAUCUACUGAACGUGCAAAACCCCACCAAAUGGGACACGAUCAAUUCGGUACUUUGGGUGGCUUCGAUAUACCUCAACCUGAUGAAAACUGUCCGCAGCUUUGCCGUCAUGGAGCAGCACAAAUCUUGUAUCGAUAGGGCGGAAAAUAAAGCAAGCCAAGCAUUUCGGAUGUUACUGGUAAAGCAACGGAUGGAAGCCCUUUCUAUUCUGCGGUUAACAUUGGACCUGAUCCAUGCCGGCAGUACACUACCGAAGGGAAUGCUAUGGGGUGGCUGUUUUCAAACGUGGCACGUUGGACUGAUCGGAAGUAUAUCAUCAUUGAUGGGACUCUACCAGUAUGUGGCUAAGAAACGAAUCGUUAGAGAAAGUGCCUAGCACUCGACGUAUGGUUCGUGAAAUAUAACAUUUAUUUGCCGCAAUGCAAUUACGACGAAGACAUACAAACCCAAUGUCCAACAACCGGUGUUGGGGAACCGUUAUCCUAUCCAAGUGUAGGGAACAGAGUCAGCAGAACAGAGUAGUAACUGGCAGAUCAUCAGCCGAAAGUGCCGAAUAAAUGUGAACGAAGCAUUCGGACAGCGGAUCGCGUGUGAUAAGUUGAGAAACAGUUUGUAAUUCCGAAUACUUGGCUCUUCGCAAUAUCGCAUGAACAGCUCAUAUGCUCAUUGACCAGCAAACAGAAAAACCCAGGAACAACUGAAAUUGAUAACUUACCCUCUUGAAGUUCAUUUUAGCUAAGCUAUUGUUAUUUGCAUGUAUUGUUGUUUUCCAAUAGUGUUAAACUCAGAAACCAACUAGAUAAGGAAUACGGGAGAUGCUGCUAAGACUUUGUAUAGUAUAUACCAAUACCGAAGUCUAGUCAGUGUGUAAGGGCUUAGUAAUUUUUUUUUUAAUUUUUAUCAUUUUUUUAUAUUUUAGUAGAAACUCAAUAAACUUUAUGAGUGAGCUAGGGAACUCGCUAAACAGCUUAGCGCGGCGGUGAUUGUUGCAAAUCGUAUUAAUAAAACGGUUGAAC
This is a messenger RNA of Anopheles darlingi, 1924 nucleotides long. RefSeq names its product peroxisomal membrane protein 11C-like. NCBI's taxonomy places the organism in Eukaryota, Metazoa, Arthropoda, Insecta, Diptera, Culicidae. Gene Ontology annotation, cellular component: peroxisomal membrane. The transcript is spliced from 4 exons. The coding region runs from base 580 to 1284 and encodes 234 amino acids. Gene Ontology annotation, biological process: peroxisome fission. The record is from RefSeq and is a predicted model, not a curated record.